This is a messenger RNA of Blepharisma stoltei, 5251 nucleotides long. Lineage: Eukaryota; Ciliophora; Heterotrichea; Heterotrichida; Blepharismidae. The record is from the annotation of a GenBank genome assembly.
AUGUAUAGAAUCAUUAUAUUUAUAUUAGUUUCAGCAAAUGCACAGAGAUUCACAAGAAUUCCUACAACAGACUCCCCUCCAAGUGAACGGCAGUAUUUGGUAUUAGACUACUAUGACAAUGGAAAUUCGAUAAUUGCGUUUGGAGGAAAUUUUGGUUCUGUAUCAACUUAUAACGAUGUUUGACAAUUUUCUUUGGAUUCUCAACUGUGAACAAAUUUAAACCCAGUUUCAGAAAUAAGUCCUGGUAAUCUUAACUCAGUUCCAAGAUAUUUUCAUGGUGGUUUCAUAAACUUAGAUGAUGAUAAACUAUAUAUAUUUGGAGGAAAUUCUAUAUCAGGCCCACAAAACGAUAUGUGGACUUUUGAUUUGGUAAAUCUGCAGUGGCUGCAAAUUGAUCAAGGCGGAGAAAUCCCUUCCCCAAGAUAUAGAUUCGGAUACAAGAAAUAUAAGGAUCCAUCUGGUGCCCUAAAAUUUGCAAUAUUCGGAGGAACAAUACCAGAAGGAUAUGAUAACAAUUUAUAUAUGUAACAGAUAUUUAGCUUUGAUAUAUAUUAUUUGGAUUAAUUUUAUAUAAGAUUAAUAUACUUUUAUGGAGAGAAAUUCUAUUUACUAGUAGAUUAGUAUAAUUAUUAAAUCAUUUUAAUAAGAAUAGAAAGCUUAACAUGAGAAAAAAAGCCAUAUCAAGGCAGUGAAGUUCCACGUCUAAAUGGCCCUGUAAUUGAGUAUUGAAAUCAGGCGAUAUAUGUAGCAGCUGGAGACAUUUCUGAAUUUUUACUCUCCCCCCUUUAAAUUGGAACAAAAAAUCGGUAAAAUUUGUAUUUUUUGGGUACUUAAACCCCCUUAAAUUGGAACAAUUUUUUUUUUCAUUAGAAGAAUUUUAUUGAUGAAAUACUAAUUUUGAUAAAAUUAGUUUCGACACAAUUUAAAUUAAAUGCUUUUUAACAGUUUUCAACUGAAUCGAUUAAUUUUUAUCCAAAUUUUAAAAAAAAAAUAAAUUAAAAUUCAAAGUAUUUUGCUCAAUUUAUAAUUUUAAAAAAAAUAAAAUUGAAGCAAUUUAAAAGAAAAUUCCCCAAUUUAAAGGGGGCAGUUAGGCACAUCAGAAGAAUACUCUCGACAAUUUUUUAGAUAUGACUUAGCAAGCAAUAAUUGAGUCAACAUUACUAACCCAUCACAUACUUUUGAGUAUCGCUACUUCACAGGGAGUAUCUUAUAUAACGAUGUUUUUUAUGGGCCAAAAAAAUACCUAUAUAGAAAUUAGAUCAUUUUUUUUAAAAAACUCAAUUUUAUUAACUAUCAUUUAAGCUAAAUCUUUUUCUCAACAUAAAAUUAUCAUUCCUUUUUAUCUUCUAUAUGGAUGGUCAGAUGAAACUUCUGAUGACGUUACAAAUAUCAUGAAAGUCGACCUGAAUGACCCAGAAUAUAUAUGAACCUACCAAGAAGUAGCGCCUGGAGAAUUUUUUGAAAUUGUCCCUAGAGACUCAUAUGGAUUUACAAUGCACGACCAUUAUCUUUAUAUGCUAGGAGGAUACUCAGCUUUAACAGAUCUUUUACUAAACUCCUUAAUUGAAUUCGAUUUAGAUACAGACCCUUUAGAGUAUAAAAUUAUAAGCUAUGAGUAUGUGAACCCUAAUGCAAGGAAAAGCCAUUCUAUAUGUGCCCUAGGAGGGUUUUUGUAUCUAUUUGGAGGUGAAAAUAAUGGAGAAGCCAUGAAUGAUUUGUGGGUUUUUGAUCCUGAUAAAGCAAUUUGGAGCUCUAUUGUUCCGCAAGGAGAUAUUCCAUCAGCAAGAAAAAAUCAUGCAGCAAGUUCUCAAGGAGAUACUAUGGUUGUUUUUGGAGGGUAUGAUGGGGAUUUUUAUUUAAAUGACUUGCAUCUGCUUAACAUUUUGACUGAUACGUGAAGCAAAAUAGAGCCAGCUUCUACAGUAAGGCCAAGCGGACGCAGUAAUGCUUGUAUGCAAAUUAAUUUUCCUCAUAUUUUAUAUGCCUAGAGUUAUUAAAUAGACUAUUAUUAGGGAAGAUAUAAAAAUUUUCUAUUAUUUAAACAGAUAUAUUAUAUAUUUGGAGGACUAACAAAAUUUGGCCUUACCAAUGAAAUAUGGGUAUUUGAUACCUUAACCAACGAAUUCGGAUUAGUUUAUGACGGGUACAAGAUAGGUCCUGAGCCUGUAAAAAAUCCGGCAUGCGAUUUCCGAAUCGACCCAUAUGGCAAUUCAAUUUUAUUCACAAUGUACGGCUCCACACACGGAGAAAAACCAUUAGGAAGAGCUGACAUGUUCAAUUUCACCACAAAAAUAUGAACAAAUUUAGCCAAAAGUCCUAGUGCAUCUGACCCUAUAAGCCGAGAUGAAGCCAUAAUAAAAUCUAUAGGAAGUUACAUAGCAAUUAUUGGAGGCCAGAAAUGGGGCACUGACCCAUUAAAAAGUGUCUAUAUCCUUAAUAUACCAGAGCAUACAUAUCAAUUUGUAGGGAAUUUGCCUGAUUAUUUUUACGCUUCUGCUUAUAUUUACUAUAAAAAAAGCAUUUAUGUGCAUGGAGGAGGAGCAGUGCUAGGGAAAACUAUGAGAACUUCUAUAGGAAAAAGCAAUUUUAUAGAAAUUAAUAUUAAAUGUCCCAGUAAUGCUGCAUGUGUAUGGACUUGUAGCCCAGGGACAUACCUUGAUAAUGGCGAAUGUUAUAUGUGCCCAAAAGGGUCUUAUAAUGAAAAAUAUGGAGCUAAAGAGUGCAUACUUUGUCCUCCAGGGACUUAUAACCCAUCUAAAGGAGGCAAUACAUCAAGACAGUGCUACCCUUGUGAUGAAGGGACUUUUAAUGCCAACUAUGGAGCUCUUAUCUGUAGAGACUGCCCCACAAGUAAAUAUUGUCCUAUAGGUGCAUCUUCACCAUUAGACAAAAAGACAGUUUCUUCAUAUCUUUCUUUGCAGCCUUCUACUUACUCUUCAUAUGAUACUUCUCUGAUAAUAAACCUCCUUAUUCUUACAGCUGGUUUAGUUUGUAUUGUUACUUUAUUAUUUACAGUUCUUACAGAGGAUGUUAGAAAAUAUUAUAGUUAUAUUGAUAUUUAUCAGGAUAUUCAUAAUCAUACUUUAAAUGCUACAAUGUAUAUGAAAUCAACUAAGCUUGGUGGAGCUUUUACGCUAAUUUUCAUAUUUGUAGCAGUUGUAAUGAUUUGCAGUGAAGUAUUGAACUAUAGUCUUGAUAAUGUUACGGAGAUAAAAAAUCUGUUACCUUCAGUUUCGCUAGAAAAUGAUGUUAAAGAGUACCCAGCAAAUAUAACAGUUUCUGCGCUAUUUUAUCAGUAUGGAGGGAAUUGUGUAGUUGGGAUUGAUUCUUGUAACCAAGGGAUUUCUUAUACUCAUCACUCUAUAUAGCUUAUGAAUCUUUAUGGAUGACCUAUUUGAAAAUGUAACUACCCUACGGGCUUCAGGUCUUGUGCAUCUUAGAUCAGACUCCUCAUUAUUUAAAAGUCCCUAGUUUUAAACUACAAAAAUAAAUAGCGACAUAACCGACUGUCCUCUACCGGGCCUGCUUUGAGUUUGAAGACCUUGGUGAUGAGCCAUUAAAAGCUUUAUAAACAGCAAUAAGCGUACAAUGCAAAAUUUAGCUUUUAUAGCAUUUGAUCAUGAACAAAUCGGCAUUGUUUAUUUACAAAUUUAUCCUUCCGAAAAAUGCAACUCGACAUAUAUAUUUUUAAUUUUUAAAUAUAUUUAAAUUUUGCUAAUGAACAUCAUAUAUAGCCAUUAAUAGCUUCAUAAAGAAUGAUCAGCGUCCAAUACAAACAUCGGCUUUUAUAGAGCAAUGGCCGUAAACAAAUUGGCACUAUUUAUUUAAAAAUCUACUUUAUUUAUCCAAAUUUAUUUUUUGAUGUUAAAUUCCCAAAAACAGGAAAAAAAUUAAGUAAGAUAUUAAUCAGUCCUAGUCUCAACGGAUAUCUUAAAUUUAAAUUAAUUUAAUAAUAAAGCCAUUUUAAAAAAUUGGUGCGUUUGCUUGUAGUCUGUCUUGGUCAUUCAACCGUCCAUUACAUAUUUCGAUAAAGAAAUCUAUAUAAGGGUAUAAACUAUAUCUUUUGAAAGAUCUAAGCUUACAUGUUCCAAAGUCCAGGACAGAAAUUGCCAAGUCACUUUUUGGUGCACCCAGUGCAUUAUCUUAAUUGACGCAUAUAUAGAGUUUUAUUUACUCCCCCCCCCCUCCGUGAGUGAACAAAAAAAUUUUGUUCACUCACGGAGGGGGGUUAUUUUUUUUUUUUUAAAAAAAAUUAUAUAUAAAUUUUAUAUAAAAAAUAUUUUUUUUCGAAAUUUAAAAAAAUCCUAAUUCGCAAAAACUGGAAAGCAAAUAUUAAUUUUAAUUUAUUAAAUUUAUGUUUUAAAAAAGCAAUUUGUUUAAAAUUAAACAGAAUUAGCUUUAGAUUUCAUAUUACUAAUUAUCAUUUAUAUAUCAAUUUUUUUUUUCCAUAAAAAAAAAUUUUCUAUUAAAAAAAUUUUUUGUUCACUCACGGAGGGUGGGUUUGUGGGCAAAAAAUAACGAUAUUUCUAAUGGUUUUGUUCACACGGAGGGGGGGGAGUUAGUUGAAAAAUCAAGCUACACCUCUGCAAUUAGCGUAAACGUGACUGCCUCUUCUUCAAUUCCUCACGAGAGGAGCAGCAUUUUUCAGUCAAUUAUUCCAGCUGAUAAGACACUUUUUAGAGGUUUUGACGCGACUCAAUUUUAUUUUACUAUGACUCCUUCGCUGUUUAGGUCUUAUGUUGAUGACUGGACUGACGAGUUAACUGGCUAUCAUGUGUCAUUGACUUCUCCACCAUCACCAGGCUCUCAGUAUGAGGUAAAAGAUUUGCCUUUUACCUCAAGCUUAAAGCUCAAAAUUUGACUGAAAUUAAGUGAAAAUAGCUUAUAUACUGAAAGAAUUCCAAAGCAAACCUUUAUAGCACUUAUCAGCGGGCUUUUAGGAGCAGUUUUCGGCUCCUUAUCUGCAAUCGGUAUCACAAUGGCUGGCAUUGAAAACAUUUUUAUCAUCUACAAGCGAAAAUUCCGCCGAGAAAACGACGUCUUAGGAAUCGGAGAAAAAAGAAGCAAAAUAAUGACCCAAUUUGAAAAGAAUACUGACUAUUUUAUUUCAGUCCAUAGCCCUCCUGAGUCAGAAUACGACUCUUGCUGAGACACCGAAGACAAGCGGCUGAACGAGUUUUCACGCGCGGAUACUAGCAGGCCAAAUUCUUUUAUUAUGAAGGCAAAUAAUUUUUCAAUAAUAAAUCAUUAA